Aureobasidium namibiae CBS 147.97 is the source of this 882-nucleotide messenger RNA. RefSeq lists its product as uncharacterized. Lineage: Eukaryota; Fungi; Ascomycota; Dothideomycetes; Dothideales; Saccotheciaceae. The record is from RefSeq and is a predicted model, not a curated record. The transcript has a single exon. The coding region runs from base 1 to 882 and encodes 293 amino acids.
AUGAAGUUCUCGAAUGUCAUCAUCUCGGCGCUCAGCGUUGGCAGCGCGGUCAAUGCAGCCGUCAUCCCCGAAGAAGCAAACUCGCUCAUCGUGCGCUCGAGUUACGACAUCGCCACAUCACCCGAAGCAAGCAACACGCUUGAGAAGCGCAAGGGAGGUGGUGGUGGUGGAAGAGGAGGCGGUGGCAGCUCUGGCGGUGGUCGUUCUGGCUCGUCGUCGUCAGGCUCGUCUUCAUCCGGCUCAGGAUCGUCUGGCUCCUCAGGCUCGUCUUCGUCAGGCAGCCGAGGCUCCGGCAGCACAUCAGGCGGGACAAGCGUGAGACCUUCGUACGGUGCUGGAGGCAACUACUACGCUGGCGGUGCGACCACUGCCUACAGAGCUGGCGGCCGCUCGCCCGCUGGUAUCGCACCCUUCGUCCUCGGAGGUGCUGCCCUUGGCAUCGGAGCAUACGCUCUCUACGGCGCCGGCGCAUAUGCCUACCCCUACGCCCACCCAUACUACUUCCACAACCGCACCGAGGCUGCUCAGAACCAGACCUACACCAAUUCUACAAAUUCCACCUUGCCUGUCCAGUGCGUCUGCGCUCAGAACUCUGAGUGUGGUUGCGACGAGCAGGCAGAUGAUUCCUACCUCGCCUCAAUCGUCGGCAAUGGCUCCUCCUCAGACAUCAACUCGACUGUCGCUCGUGUGGCCAUGGUCAACGGUACCAACACUCUUAUCAUCAACGGCACUCUUCCCAGUGACGGCGAUUCGUCCGGCUCGGGCUCGUCUGGCUCUGGCUCUGGUUCUAGCACCGGCGCUGCAGCCGCAAUGAGAGUUCCCGAGGCUGCUGGCAUGUGGAUGAUCGCUGCCGGUGUUGGUGCUUUCGUCUACGCCAUGUGA